This is a messenger RNA of Ochotona princeps (American pika), 954 nucleotides long. Its product is annotated as olfactory receptor 51J1. The coding region runs from base 1 to 954 and encodes 317 amino acids. The transcript has a single exon. The record is from RefSeq and is a predicted model, not a curated record. Gene Ontology annotation, biological process: G protein-coupled receptor signaling pathway. NCBI's taxonomy places the organism in Eukaryota, Metazoa, Chordata, Mammalia, Lagomorpha, Ochotonidae. Gene Ontology annotation, cellular component: membrane. Gene Ontology annotation, molecular function: G protein-coupled receptor activity; olfactory receptor activity.
AUGAAAUACUUUAAUAGCACUCUGGAGUUCUUACCCACAACAUUCGUUUUGGCUGGCAUCCCAGGACUGGAGACAGAGCAAGUCUGGAUAUCCAUUCCCUUCUGCCUAAUAUACAUCGUCAUCUUCCUUGGCAAUGGCACCAUUCUUCAUGUCAUCAGAACAGAUCCUGCCCUACAUCAACCCAUGUAUCUCUUUCUUGCCAUGUUGGCACUGGCUGAAGUUGGUGUCUCUGCAUCCACUUUGCCUACAGUGCUGGGUAUAUUUCUUUUUGGUAUCACUGAGAUUAGUUUUGAAGCAUGCCUUUUCCAGAUGUUCUCCAUCCACUCUUUCUCUAUCAUGGAAUCAGCUGUGUUGCUUGCCAUGUCGGUGGAUCGUUUUGUGGCCAUCUACAGCCCACUGCAGUAUACUACAAUCCUGACACUUCCCCGCAUCUUUAGCACAGGAACUAUCAUCGGGUUAAAAAGUGUUCUACUCAUGGCCCCAUUGCCUAUGCUCUUGAGACGGUUGCCCUUCUGUGGCCAUAAUGUCCUCGCCCACUCUUACUGCCUCCACCCCAACCUCAUCCACCUACCUUGCGGGGACACGUCUAUCAACAAUAUCUACGGACUUUUCAUUGUUCUCUCCACUUUUGGGCUGGAUUCAUUGCUCAUUGUAGUCUCCUAUGGACUGAUCCUCCAUACUGUACUGGGUAUUGCCACUGGAGAAGGGAGGAAGAAGGCACUUGGUACGUGUGGUUCACAUGUCUGUGCAGUACUUGCAUAUUAUGUGCCCAUGAUUGGCCUGUCUAUGGUGCAUCGCUUUGGACACCAUGUGUCUCCUCUGCUCCAAGUCAUGAUGGCCAAUGCCUAUCUCUUCUUCCCACCAGUUGUUAAUCCCAUUGUCUACAGCAUUAAGACCAAGGAGAUCCGUCGUGGCAUUUUCCGAAUGUUAUCAGAGAAGAGAUUUGGAGUUUAG